UCUCGCAGCCCGCGCCGGGCCCAGCAGCCCGGAGCCCCACGGCUGGAGGGCGCGGCGGGGGCGGCGGGGCGGUGCGGCGGCGGCUCGGGUCACGGCGUCUGCUCGCGCUCGUCGGCAGGCCGCGGUCGGGCGCCCGAGCCCGGCCUCGCCGCCGCCGCCGCGCAGCGCGUAGGGAGGAAGAGGAAAUGCCCGGCCGCCGGCGCCAGCCGCUCGCCGGUAUGACCGGCCCGCGCGGCUCGAGGGGCGCUCGGCCGCCCCCAGCCCCGCCUGGGGCCUAUCCGGGCCCGGGCCGUAGGCGCCCCGCCGCUGGGCCGGGCCAACCGCGACGGCGGGUGCUUCCCGGCAGCGAGCUGCGACCCCGGAAGGCUCCCCCCUUUCGGGCGCAUGGCUGCCGGGCCGACCUCGGGCAGCGCCCUGCGGCCCCCGACCCAGACGGGAGGCUGCGCACCGGCUGGGGACAUGUGUUUGUAUUUCUUUUUAAGCCAGCGGCCCCGAAGGGAAAGGCGGCUGGCCUCCGGGAGUCGUCCGGUGUUGCCCGGCAGGGUGACUCGCGGUCGGGAGGGCGUGGACGCGAGAGGCCAGCCGGGAGGCGGCUGGUCUUGGCUGCUGUGCUCCAAGGCCGGCUCCUCGGGAACCACCUACUUCGAAGACUCCGCUCCCGCCAGCCCGGGUGUUCGGCAGCACCCGCGCAAAGUUUGUUCCAGCACCUUGGCUCACCCUGGAUACUCUUCUCUGAAAACUGUUGGGGCCUUAAUUAGUUCAUCAAAUAUUUAUACAGCCCCUUACCACGUGUCGGUUGGUAGCGUGGUUUGGUGGAAAGAGAUCGCACUUUGGAGUCAAGACAUCUGCCGUGGAUUCUGGUUCUGAUACCCUCUAUGUAACCUUGGGCAUUUACCCUUUUAUAUUUGAAUUUUUUUUUCUCCAUAAACUAGAAGUGUGUGCCUAGGCUAAGUCUACUGAAAUUGGAUUCUAAAAUACUGCUUGCUUUGGGAUUACUCUUUUUCCUUUCCACCAUUACUAGCUGUGUGACCUGGAGCAAAUGACUUAGCCUCCUUGUGCCUUGACUUUCCCAUCUUUAAAAUGAGUGCGAUUACACAUGAUGCUAAUAACAAUAAUAAUAACAACAGGUAUUUGGAGGAUUAAGAGCUAAAGUGUAUAUAAAAUAUCCAGCACGGGACACAGUAAAAACACAGUUUGUUACCAUAUUUCAUUAAAUCUGAUUUCAAGACACUUCUCGAUUUGAAAGGUAUUUUAAAAAGCUCAUCUUAAAGUCAAUUAGGUCACUCAGCUCUACCCAGGGGCUGUAUUUAGUAGUAACUAAUGAUGAACUAGUUACCAGUCAAACUAAGGUUUAAACAAACUGGGGUUUAAAUGAGGACUUUGUCACCAGAAAUACUUCCAGUGCAUGUAUGGAGCUUUUGCCUAAAUUCAGUCCAGCACAGCUGUUGAAGAAAGAGGAUCGUCUAGGCCAUAAGGGGGCUUGGUGGGAUAGAGAAAAUAGGGCUUCCAACAAGGCUAACUAAUAUCUACUGAAUGCUUGCCCUGUGCCAGUGUCUUUCUAAGCAUGGUACAGUAUUGUGUCUGUGAUCCCCGGUACCAAACUCUUAGGACCCUCAAUUUCUUGGGCUGUAAAAGUGAAGACAACACCCCAUAGUCUUGUGAUGAGUAAAUGAUGUCUGUAAAUAAUAAGUUAUAGAGGUUAAGGCAUUAUCAAUAAUAUAGUCAGAUAAAAUGCUGGAGCAGAUAGGAGAGCUGACAAAUACUGCCGAACUCCAGGAAGGAAUAAGAGUUAGUUUCUUUUGGUUUGGGGAAAUGUUAGCUAAUCCUGUUAUGGAGAGCAUACAGAUGACUGUCUAAACCUGAAGGGAAUAUCAGAUCUUUGACAGUUACGUUAUUGUUUUCAAUCAGGCAAAAGUAAGAAAAUGAAGAAGCUAACUUAAAAAAUGUAUUUUUUCCUAUUUGAAUAAGAGUAAGCAGGAAUAUUAUGUUUAUUCAGGGUUUUCAUGACUAGAUGAAACAUUUCCUCAAUUCAACUAGAGAUCAGGCCCUUCAAUUAAAACAACCUGCUUGCUGUCCUGCGUAUAGGAGACUGCAUUUCCCAAAAAAGGAUUAAUGUAAACGCUCACACCAAAUUGUUCAUCA
Balaenoptera musculus (blue whale) is the source of this 2142-nucleotide messenger RNA. Its product is annotated as translation initiation factor IF-2-like. Bases 186 to 758 code for a protein of 190 amino acids. The transcript is spliced from 2 exons. The record is from RefSeq and is a predicted model, not a curated record. Lineage: Eukaryota; Metazoa; Chordata; Mammalia; Artiodactyla; Balaenopteridae.